This is a messenger RNA of Acanthosepion pharaonis, 1482 nucleotides long. Lineage: Eukaryota; Metazoa; Mollusca; Cephalopoda; Sepiida; Sepiidae. The record is from the annotation of a GenBank genome assembly.
AUGUCCGGGAACACCCCAAUCGACCAGUUAGCGGACGCCGCUGACCGUAUUUUCUCGCAACUGGAUCAUCAGACAACGCCAGUACACAGUGCUGAAGCGAUUAGUGACCACAGGUCCUUGGGAAAAACAGUGGAGGAUUUGCAGCGCCAAGUUAGAGAUUUAACAUUAGCUCUAGAAAGCUAUGGUCGAAGCCGGUUCCCUUCCCGCCGGCGCUUCAGGAGUCGACCACGCUCGUCCAGUCGAAACAAGGAUGCCACUUCUAUGUGUUAUUACCACCGCCGAUUUGGGUCUGCAGCACAUCACUGUACUAAACCGUGCAACUAUACUGCGGUCGCGGAAAACAAGACCGCCAGCGAUCGCCUUUUCUACGUGACGGAUACACGUAAUAAUUUACGUUUUUUGGUUGACACCGGCGCUGCCAUUAGUGUUUUACCCGUGCGUGAUAAAGCACGUCAACAACCUUUUCAGCUCCGCUUACAAGCAGCAAAUGGUUCCAGUAUUAAUACUUACGGUACGAAGUCCCUUACCCUAAACAUAGGAAUGCGACGAGACUUUACCUGGAAUUUUACUGUUGCUGACGUCCAGAUGCCGAUAUUGGGUGCCGAUUUCCUGGCGCACUAUGAUCUAGCCGUUCGAAUGAACAAUCAUUCCUUAACAGACAACUUAACAAGACUGUGCGUUCUUGGCACUUACUCUAAACUUACCACCACAGGUAUCACCGUGGCAACUUGCCACAAUAAAGAGUACUUAGACUUAUUGAAUCAGUACCAGGACCUCCUGCGUCCUGCUGGAUCUAUUGAUUCAACUAAACAUCAAACACAACACUUUAUUAAGACCACUGGUCAACCUGUUUUUUCCCGUUCUCGUCGUCUAGCACCUAACAAAUUAAAAUUCGCAAAGAAAGCUUUCGACGACAUGCUACGAGAGGGUGUUAUUCGUCCGUCCGACAGUCCCUACGCUUCCCCUCUUCAUUUGGUACCUAAACCAGGAAAGGAAGACUAUAGAAUUUGUGUGGAUUAUAGAAGGUUGAUUUCCAUUACCGUCCGGGAUCCUGUGACCACACCCCCAGUUUCUUCCUCUUUUAUUCAAGACUUACGCCUUAAAAUGGCAAACUUAUGCUAUACACCACCGCGGCACUGCCCGAGUGAUAUAUAUUUACCGCACCAGCUCAAGGACUGCGAGUUUGUAUUUGUACGUAACGACUCUGUUAAGCGGCUUCUUACGCCGGCCUACACAGGCCCAUACCGCGUUCUUAAACGCGCGGACAAAUAUUUCCAAAUACGAAAAGGUAUUCAAACCGACAACGUUUCGAUAGAUCGGUUGAAGCCUGCUUUUAUAGAAAAACCGUCGUCUCAUACUACUUCCCAAUCAACUCCGCAAGUUCAGGAGAAAUUCAAGACACCUGUUUCUCUCGACAAGCCUAAAUUCAAAAGUGAAAGAUCCUACAGAGGAAAACAGAAUUCAUCUGACAGAAGGAUGUAA